ACAAGACACACAUGGUGGCAUGGGAUGGUUUUCCUAGAAAGGAGAUAGAAUAAUCAUGAAAGUUUGGGUAUCCGUUAACCAUGAAGUUAAUUUUAUCUUUGGUGAACAGUGGUGGCAGCAGAUUAGGAAAACUAUGCGAAGUUGGUCGUCAUGGUGAUUUAUCAAUGGAAACACCGUGCUGUCUAUUGUACACAAGAUGCGGUCUCCCUCCUCAUUUGACUCCUGAUGUAAUGAGGACACUGAAGAGACUUCCUGCAGCUACUCAGUUAACACUGCCAACCCUGGCUGAAAGUCAUGAAACUGUGGAGGGUAUUCCAGGUGGAAUAGGUCACUUCAUUGGCAUACAAAACACACUUUACUAUCUAUCAUUACAAGACCCAGGUAUCCAGACACCAAGUGGAUACAAUGAUAAGUCAUCAGCCUCCAUCUGGGUGUCAGCAGGAAGAAUGAGGCUCCAUGUUGACCAGUACAUGUCCAUGCAGAAGGCCUUUAAACCAGAUUGGUAUGAAGCAAUGUAUGAUGGAGACACACCCCUUGGAUGUAGUCGUAAGAAGAUUCAAAAGUCAAUCAACCGAACUCUGAACUUUCUUGACAAAUGUUUAAAUAUUCAUGAGGAAAGUGAUGAUUUGAAAAGCUCUGAAAUAUUCGGUGUUAUAGAAGGUGGUGAUCUACUGGAAGAACGCCUACAUUCAGUGAGAGAAACGGUGAAGCGGCCAGUGGCUGGGUUUGUGCUAGAUGGAUUCCAGCGAUAUAUGAUGCAUGAUGAUGCUCGGCGGAAGCUUUUGGCAGCAGUUGUGAAAGAAUUGCCGGAGGAUAAACCUAGGUUAUUGCAUGGUCUUGGCCGACCUGAUGACAUCAUUGAUGCUGUGGAGGCAGGGGUUGAUAUAUUUGAUUCCUCAUUUCCAUAUAAUGUUACUGAGAGAUGUUGUGCACUUGUCUUCCCUUUCAAAAAGCUAGAAGAGUUAGAACAUGGAAGUAAAGAUGAAAAACAAGGUGGUUGUUUUGAUGGGUUGCAGAGCAGCGUUGAAAGCUUCAUUGGAAAUGUCCCAUUUGAUAGUGAUGAUACCAAUAAAGACACCUGCAAGAAAACAGAAUUUGAAAUUAACUUGCGAGAACAGAGGUAUUUUGACGAUUUUUCACCUUUAGUUAAAAAUUGUGAAUGCUAUUCUUGUGAGCAUCACACUAGAGCUUACAUCAACCACUUGCUGAGGACCAAGGAGCUUUUAGGACCUGUACUUCUUAUGCUACACAAUUUCCACCACUACUUUGAAUUUUUCCAUGAAUUGCGGGAGAGUUUACGGAAUGGCUCAUUGGACCAACUGAAAGAUCUCAUCAAACAGUCUUCUUCAUAAAAAGUGAUGCAACCUUUUAACUAUAGAGGGCGCCAUCAUAUAGUGAACAUAAUUUAACAUGAAGAAGACCUAAUAGAAUUUAUUUUAGAACUCUGAUAUUUUGUAGCUAUGGAAAACUAAUUAAACUCACUGAUGCCAAGAUGUAAAUAAAUUAGUUUUUGCAUUAGUGUAUAAAAUAUUAAAUCUCAUAAAGAUUAUAAUGAGAAGUCGUGUUUGUGUGAUAAAUGAAACUAGUACAGUAGUACUAGAUACACAGGUGAUUGUGAAUAUCAGUGAAUUUGUUCCUUGAAUUGUAUCCAAUGAGCUUUGGAAAAUCAUCUGUCUUUGUACAUUUCAUUAUGGAAUACAUAUAUGAAUUACAUAUUAAAUGUAUUAUUUGUUAUA
Molecule: messenger RNA, 1736 nt
Organism: Anneissia japonica
Lineage: Eukaryota; Metazoa; Echinodermata; Crinoidea; Comatulida; Comatulidae
Product: queuine tRNA-ribosyltransferase accessory subunit 2-like
Exons: 10
Coding region: 81-1352 (423 amino acids)
Molecular function (GO): tRNA-guanosine(34) queuine transglycosylase activity
Source: RefSeq, a predicted model, not a curated record